This is a messenger RNA of Dermochelys coriacea (leatherback sea turtle), 2932 nucleotides long. It is a transcript of the gene LENG9, whose product is annotated as leukocyte receptor cluster member 9. Lineage: Eukaryota; Metazoa; Chordata; Testudines; Dermochelyidae. The record is from RefSeq and is a predicted model, not a curated record. Bases 265 to 1548 code for a protein of 427 amino acids. The transcript is spliced from 2 exons. Gene Ontology annotation, molecular function: metal ion binding.
GACUCCUGGGUUUCUUUGCUGGCUCUGGGCGGGGCUAAUCAGCGAAUUACACAUUCGCCAUGGUUGCUCUUUGCCCCCUGCUGGAGGCCUGGGGUUUAGAGCCAUAAAAAUUUCACCGCCUUUCCCAUCAGCCCUUGCAGCUCCCUUUAUAGCCCUGGGCAAGUGGCCCAGCUGGGAGGGGCACGGCCAAAGCAGGAAAGCCUCAUCCAGGCCUGGCUCAGGGAGGCCCAGCCCCGCAGGGGCAGACUGGACUCCACUGAAGCAAUGGAGGGCCCGGCCGCUGGGGGAGAUUUUGCUGCCCCCCCAGCCAACCCUACAGGGGGAGCCCCGGAACCGGGAUGCGAUGGGCCGGGGGUUACAGAGCCAGCCCCCAUGCUCAGCCCCGUCUGCCGCUUCUUCUUGGCGGGCAGUUGCCGCUUCGGCGCCCGCUGCCGGAACCCCCACCCCGGCUCCCCGCCUGCUGCCCCCCAGCCGCCCCCCGAGCCUCCCAGCAAGAAGCCCCCCAUGAAGACAGCCGGGGAUGUUGUCUCCCGCAUCCUCUGGGACCACCAGCUGCCGCCUGGCGCGUUCACCGUGGGCCACCUGGAUCGCUUCUCCGGUGUGCGGGAAGAUGCCUUCACGGCCUUCUCCUGGGAGGACCUGGCCUCGAUUGGGCCGGAGGUGCUGGCCAUACCCCAGCACAGGAUCCAGUACUUCAAAUACCGCAGCCGUGUAGUGUGGGACAAAGCCAGUCGGCUGGACGACGUCUUUGGCUCCACCGGGGGCGGCCGGACCAUCCUGGAGGUGAUGGAGGAAGAGGCCGGGCGCCAACAGGCCGUGGAAAUGGGGGAUGGUGGCUCAGCUGGAGGAUACCCGCCGGCCGGUGGAGCUGGGAUGCCAGAGGAGGCCAUAGCUCCGGAGGGCAAAGAGGAGGAUGAAGAUGACGAAGCUGAGCCAGGAGCCUUGAGCCGCCCCCCAGUGGCCUUGCGGCCCCCACGCCCCACCCAUUUCGUGGCCGUGCGCAUCACCAGCCCGGAGCUGCGGGGCUCAGUGGCCCGGCUCCAGGAGGCCCUGACCCGGGCCAACCCCGGCUUGGCCGAGUUCUGCUCCCCACUGCCCACCCUCCACCUCACCAUCUGCCUCCUCCGGCUGGACGGUGCUGGCGAGAUGCAGGCAGCCGUCACCGCCUUGCGGGAGCUGCAGGCCGAGCACCGGUGCUUCCUGCCGCCCGCCCCGCUCCUACGCUUCCAGGGUCUGGGCACCUUACAGGGCCGGGUGCUGUACGCCAUCCCUGCGCCAGGCCCGGAGCUGGCAGGGCUGGCCCACACCCUGGAGCAGGGAUUUGCCUGCAAGGGGCUGACUGUCAUCCCGCUCCCAGCCCAUGAUUGCUUCCAUCUCACUGUGGCCAAGAUCCCGGUGGGUGGGGAGCCGAGGCUGAGCCUGCCCGCAGAGCCCCCCGGGGAGGAGCUGGGGACCCAGGCAGUGGAAUCACUAUGUCUGUGCCAGGUGGGCAGGGGCAGACGGGCAGAUGGGUUUUACUUCACCCUCGUGGAGCUGGAUCUGUACUGAGGGGGUACCCCACGCCCCUCCCCAAAUCCGAACGGAAGAGCUGGGACUCCACUGACUCUUCUAUCCUGGGAUCCAAUCCACCCCCCCCACACCAAAUCUAAACUUUAGGGGAGGGCAGCUCUUCUCUCAGGUCCCCUCAUUAAGGUGAGAGCUAGGACUCCUGAGUUCUCCCCACUGCAGGGAGGGGAAUGGGGCCUAGUAGUUAUGGGGACGGGCAGGGCUGAGAGCCAGACUCCUGGGUUCCAUGUGGAGCUUUGGGAGGAGCAUAGGAUUGAGUGAUUAUAGUGGGAGUGUAGGGAGCCAGGACUCCUGGGUUCUAUCUGCAGCUCUGGGAGAGGAGCAGGGACAGCUGGGAGCCAGGACGCCUGGGUUCUAGCCCCAAGCUCUGCUCCCCAAUUCACCUUGCCCCCAUGCAUAUAAUUCCCUUCCCUGGCAUCUCCCCCCUUUCUUAAACCCCGAGUCAUUCACCCAGCCAGCAGCCUCUCAGGAAGGAGUUCCUAGCUGAGAUGCAGGGCCCGGCUCAUUGUACAACCUGCCUGGGGUGGACCUAGGGAGCUCCUGCCUCUGGUCCUUUAGUCCUUUGCCAGGUGCCUUGCCCCAUGGCAAAGGGUCCCACAACCCAGGCUCCGGCCAAGCAAGCUCAGCUGUGCAGGUGGAAGACAGACAGAGAGUCAAGCCCCGGUCUGUUCCCCUCAACCCUGGGGGUUUGCACGUGUUGUUGGGAAGAAUUUGAUGCUCUUAGAUCAUUUUGCCCCACAACACGGAUGUUUCUUUUUAAGCAAUUUUCUCUACAAUCAAUGGCAGUUUUCCCAGCUGCUUCCUCCCCUUUAUACCCAAACUGGUAACAGCCCGGGUCAACCCGUACCAAGGAAACACCCAUUCUCAAGCAGUUUUCUCUGUGCCUUUCUCUAAAUUCAAAUAGCUGGAGCUAGAAACGGUCUUUGGUCAGCGUGUGCAGAUGGUGAAAUUGGCAUCUACCGCUGCGUCCCAAUAAAAACAUCUAACCUGUUCCAGCCUCUUGCUACGGAUACGAACAGGCCGAUCUGCGGCCUUUGCUGAUGCUAACGAAGGACUAGACUAAUGGCUCUCGCUCAAGCAGGAAUUAAUUCACAGCAGGGGUAGGGGCUUGUCUUCUACAGUUCAGACUCAAUGAUGAUCAAAGAUGCGGAGAGUCCAGCGGGAUUCCCCAAACCAGCUUAGCACACUGAAGGUUAAACAAGCCCUGUCACUUUAUGUCACAUUAGGCAUCUGUCUGCAUCUUUCGGCAUCUAAAUCCCUUUGGAAAUCUGGCCAGGAGCGAUUUGCCCAAGGUCACAGGCACUAGGGCAAACGCCGGCAUCCCAAAUCCCACAUGGGAUCCCCCAAUCCAGCCUCAAAAAAAUAA